Saccharomyces kudriavzevii IFO 1802 is the source of this 1368-nucleotide messenger RNA. It is a transcript of the gene NMT1, whose product is annotated as glycylpeptide N-tetradecanoyltransferase NMT1. Lineage: Eukaryota; Fungi; Ascomycota; Saccharomycetes; Saccharomycetales; Saccharomycetaceae. Gene Ontology annotation, cellular component: cytoplasm. The transcript has a single exon. The record is from RefSeq and is a predicted model, not a curated record. Bases 1 to 1368 code for a protein of 455 amino acids. Gene Ontology annotation, molecular function: glycylpeptide N-tetradecanoyltransferase activity. Gene Ontology annotation, biological process: N-terminal peptidyl-glycine N-myristoylation.
AUGUCAGAAGAGGAUAAGGCUAAAAAACUAGAGAAUUUGCUAAAAUUAUUACAAUUGAAGAAUGGUGAUACUUCAAAAUUCACUCCAGAAGAGAAAAAGGCUAUGAGAGACCACAAAUUCUGGAGGACGCAGCCAGUCAAGGAUUUCGAUGAAAAAGUGGAGGAAGAGGGCCCCAUUGAUAAACCAAAGACGGCAGAAGACAUAUCUGAUAAGCCAUUACCUUUACUUUCUAGCUUUGAAUGGUGUAGUAUUGAUGUAGACAAUAAAAAGCAACUAGAAGAUGUUUUCGUUCUACUAAACGAAAACUACGUUGAAGAUCGCGAUGCAGGGUUCAGGUUCAACUAUACUAAGGAAUUCUUCAAUUGGGCAUUGAAAUGUCCGGGCUGGAAAAAGGAUUGGCACAUUGGUGUUCGUGUCAAAGAAACGCAAAAGCUAGUUGCCUUUAUUUCAGCUAUCCCAGUAACACUAGGCGUUAGAGCUAAAGAAAUACCUAGCGUGGAAAUCAAUUUCUUAUGCGUUCACAAACAACUAAGAUCGAAGAGAUUGACACCUGUCCUAAUCAAGGAAAUUACUAGGCGAGUUAAUAAAUGUGGCAUCUGGCAUGCAUUGUACACGGCAGGUAUUGUAUUACCAGCACCCGUGAGUACUUGCCGUUACACUCACCGUCCUUUGAAUUGGAAAAAACUUUAUGAUGUGGAUUUUACAGGUUUACCAGAUGGGUAUACGGAGGAGAAUAUGAUUGCCGAGAAUGCAUUGCCAAACAAAACAAAAACUGCCGGACUGAGAAAGUUAAAGGAAGAAGAUAUUGAUCAAGUCUUUGAGUUGUUUAAGAGAUACCAAUCGAGAUUUGAGCUGAUCCAAAUUUUCACUAAGGAGGAAUUUAAACAUUAUUUUAUUGGUGAAAAAUCGUUGCCCUUGGAUAAACAAGUAGUCUUUUCAUAUGUAGUUGAGCAGCCAAGUGGACAAAUCACAGAUUUUUUCUCGUUCUACUCAUUACCAUUCACAAUUCUAAAUAACAAGAAUUAUAAGAACUUGGGUAUCGGGUACUUGUAUUAUUAUGCCACCGAUGCUGAUUUCCAGUUCAAAAACAGGUUCGAUCCAAAAGCCACGAAGGCAUUGAAAAAUAGAUUAAGCGAGUUGAUAUACGAUGCGUGUAUCUUGGCCAAGAACGCCAAUAUGGAUGUUUUCAACGCGUUAACUUCGCAAGAUAAUACAUUGUUCUUAGAUGAUUUGAAAUUUGGGCCUGGUGAUGGGUUCUUGAACUUCUACUUGUUCAACUACAGAGCGAACCCGAUUACAGGCGGUUUGAAUCCUGACAACACUAAUGACGUCGAAAGGCGCAGUAAUGUUGGUGUUGUCAUGUUGUGA